Messenger RNA from Catharus ustulatus (Swainson's thrush), 11943 nucleotides. It is a transcript of the gene TTC39A, whose product is annotated as tetratricopeptide repeat domain 39A. The record is from RefSeq and is a predicted model, not a curated record. Bases 314 to 2041 code for a protein of 575 amino acids. The transcript is spliced from 18 exons. Gene Ontology annotation, molecular function: protein binding. NCBI's taxonomy places the organism in Eukaryota, Metazoa, Chordata, Aves, Passeriformes, Turdidae.
AAGGUGGCUGAUGCUGCUGCUCAUUCCAGCCAGGUCUGGAGAUCAGAGAUAGGCUGGCAGCCGCCAGCCCCUCCUACAUUGGAGGCCUCCAGCUGUAUUUGGAUGCGGUGGCACACGAGGCUGUGUGCCACGGGCUGCUCUGGAGGAUGUGGCCGGUGGAUUAGCGAUGCUCCCGCUCCGAGGCAGUGCCCAAUCGCAGUGUGGUGCCGCAGGCAGGCGCUGCCCUGCGCUCCCACCGGGGCUGCCACUCGCGGCUGGCUCAGGAGCACCGAGUGCUGCUGAUGUUCGAGCCUGAAAGCUGGGUGGGCUUACAAUGACUAUGUCAGAACACGCAGGAGACUCAGCACACAGGUCAUCUACAUCAGACCUCAACGUGGCACUGCGUGAAUGUAUGGCAGCUCUGGAUUUAUUUCUUAACAACAAGUUCUCAGAUGCUUUGGCUUCUCUACAAGCAAAAACUAAAGACAGCAUGUAUCAUGCCCUGACUUAUGCCACCAUCCUGGAGAUGCAAGCUAUGAUGACAUUUGAUCCUCAGGACAUACUGAAUGCAGGGAACACAAUGAAGGAAGCUCAAGCCACCUGUCAAAGAUUUAGGAAGAAGUCUACUGUAGCUGAUUCUAUCAACAACCUUGUGCAUAGGCAAAGCCUUGAACAUUUCACUGAAGAGGAAAUCCAUGCAGAAAUUUGUUAUGCUGAAUGUUUACUUCAAAGAGCAGCACUCACAUUCCUCCAGGAUGAGAAUAUGGUCAGCUUCAUAAAAGGAGGCAUCAAAGUCCGAAACAGUUACCAAACCUACAGGGAGUUGGACAGUCUCAUACAGUCCCCACAUUAUGUCAAAGGAGAGAACCAUCUUCAUUUUGAGGGAGGUGUAAAACUUGGAGUUGGAGCAUUUAACCUGACAUUGUCCAUGUUUCCUGCACGGAUUCUGAGAUUAUUGGAGUUUGUUGGAUUUUCUGGGAAUAAGGAACAUGGUCUGCUGCAGCUUCAAGAAGGAGCAUCAUCAUACAGCUUUAGGUCGGUGCUGUGUACCAUGCUGUUGCUUUGCUAUCAUACUUUCAUGACCUUUGUGUUAGGGACAGGAAAAGGAAAUGUUGAGGAGGCAGAAAAGCUACUUAAGCCUUACUUGGCACGCUAUCCAAAGGGAGCCAUAUUCCUGUUUUUUGCAGGCAGGAUAGAAACACUAAAGGGUAAUAUUGAUGCGGCAGUCAGUAGGUAUGAGGAAUGCUGUGAAGCUCAGCAGUACUGGAAGCAGUUUCACCACAUGUGCUACUGGGAGCUGAUGUGGUGCUUCACCUACAAGCGCCAGUGGAAGAUGGCUUUUUUCUACGCAGACCUGCUGAGCAAGGAAAACACUUGGUCAAAGGCUACUUACAUUUACAUGAAAGCUGCUUAUCUCAGUAUGUUUGGACCAGAUGACUGCAGUCCUUUUGGAGACAGCGAAGUUGAAUUAUUUAGGAUUGUUCCCAGUCUGAAACUGAAAAUUGCAGGGAAAUCUCUGCCCACGGAAAAGUUUGCAAUUCGGAAAGCACGACGGUAUCUUUCCUCAAACCCUGUUCCUUUGCCUGUCCCACCUUUGGAAAUGAUGUAUAUCUGGAAUGGCUAUGCUGUAAUUGGAAAAUGUCCCAACUUAACAGAAGGCAUGUUAGAGACUUUAAAUGAAGCAGAAGAAGCACUGGCAAGAAGUUCAGCUACAGAACUACUGGCAGAUGACCGGUGCGUGAUAAAACUGUUAAAGGGAUUAUGCUUCAAGCAUUUGGGCAAGAUCUCAGAAGCAGAAGACCAUUUUAAUUACAUCUAUUUAAAUGAGAAGAAGAUAAAAUAUGACCAUUAUCUAAUUCCAAAUGCUUUGCUGGAGCUGGCAAUACUGUAUCUGGACCAGGAUAGAAGAGAAGAAGCAAUAAAACUUCUGGAAAAAGCAAAACAAAACUACAAGAAUUACUCCAUGGAAACAAGGACACAUUUCAGAAUUCAGGCUGCCCUGCACCAAGCCAAAUCCGCCCCAGAAAAUGGAAUGCACUGUGGAGCCUCAGCAGUGUCGUAACGUUUUCUUCUUUGAUGUUCUGUUUGUUGCAAACUUUGUGCAGAAAAUUACUGACACUUUAGAAUUAUUUUUCCUUCUCUUUCAAGUCAGUGAAAAACCAAAUAACUUAAAAUUUCAAAGGUGAUGCAUAAAACAUUUGUCUAGUGUAAUAACAUGGCAAAAAAAAAAUCUCAAACCAACCAUAACCCUGAAAAAUAUUGUUUUUCCAACAGUGGCUUUUUGAAUACUUACAUCUGUGUAAUUCAUUUUUCAAUCAUGUGCCUUUUUCUUGCGUUCCCAACGUUAUGUUGUAGCUUGCUUGUAGUGAAAGGGGAGCAUUUGGAAAAAAAAAAACAAACAGCAAAACUUUCAGAUUUCCAGAUUUAACUUCAGUUAGUUCUAAAUGUUUGUUUGGAUCCAUAGUGCCAGCAGCUGAGAAGGAAGCAUUGCUUUUUCCCAGUGCCUGCCUAGUUGGAAUGGUGUGAGAAAAUCUCACAGCAGGGAGGAGCUCUGGAUCCUGGGCAUUUCUGGUUGUGCACAGAAAGCUUCUCUUUACCAGCUUCUACCAGUCACAUUUUUGCUUCUGUAAGAAACCUGCUGGUGAAAAGAAUGGUCUCCCUUAUGCAAGUACCUUGACUUUUUCUUUAGUUUGGUUUUCCUGUCAAGUCUGCUGCUUGCAGCAGCUGAAUUAAUUUACUGAGGAUUGCAGGGGAAAGGUGGUGAUGGCAUAAAACUGCAUCACUUCUUUGACAAUGGGAGGUUCUUAGGAAAUGUCUUUUGUCAGAAUGAACAUGAUCUGGAGCUUAUGUCAAAUUGAAAGCACAAGUUCUUGAAGGUCAUUUAGGAAAUGGCAACACUGCAGUGGCUGGAGCCAUACAGGAGUUACUGUGACAGUUCAGCACUUCCUACAGUGACUGCCCUUAGGAUUCCCAAGCUGAGAUGUCCCUGUUGGACAAGGCAGAUGUUCUCUGUGGGAGGAAGCUGAGGCUGGAGCAGGCUCCCUCAGCACAAAGGACAGCCCUUUAUCUUUCUGUUCUUUAUUGAUCUUUUGGGAGAUUUUCUGUGUAAGGGGCUUUGAAAAUGGAGCAAUGAGCUGGGUCUGCUUUAAACGCUGCCGUGGAAUUCCUGCUUUGCUGAAAAACUGGGGAAGUCAGUGGUACCACAGCUUUACCUUGUGUUUGCUGUUCUCCAGGCUAGCUCCAUGUCUGUAUGCCUCUGGGGUUUUGGGGCACACUUCUACCUCCCUUUUGAAAGAGCUUCUUCCCCAUUACCCAUUCUGAUGGGUGGAGAUGGGAGGUCUUCUGACAGCCCUUUUUCUCCAAUGGAGACGUUUGUCAGGAAGAUUCAUAUCUAUGUACCUCACAGUGAAUAUCCUUUCUAAAGUGAUUGUUCCCAGCAGAAGAGAAAAUUGACAGUUUAUAGCUCUGCUUUUGCCUCCUCAAAGGAAAUAAAAUUGUUUUAUAACUGUAGAUUAAUAUGCAAGGAGACAGAACCACCAGUUCCUCAACAAGGAGAACUUGCAUUGUCUUAAAAAUAGAUACCCUUUAUAAAAGUCUUUGCAAGUUAAAAAUCAUAGAUGAAGAAUGCCUUUUUUAAAGUGACUUUCUCAGAUAAAUUCAGUUCCAAUAAAUUUCUCAAUUCAGAUAAAAUUCAAUAUAAACAGUUAUGCUAUUUACAUGCUGCACAUCGAAACUUCAGUGUAAAAAUUCAGUCAUUCUUUGUAUAGAAUAAAAAAAGUUUCUUGUUCUACUUCAUGCAUAUAACGCCUCUUCUUCCUGUUGUGUCCUUUUCAAAUAUUUUGGCAGCCUUAGCAUCUUUCAAGAAAGCAAUGCCAUGUGAAAAUUAGCAUAAAUUGUGCUGUGCAGAAAGUGAACAAUCCUUCUGAGUGUAGAUUCAUUUCUCAUCUUUGAAAUUUCACCCACAACUCGGUUUUGCCUGAUCUUAGAUACAUCACACAAAGGAUGUACUGUGUGAUACUCAGCCAGUUUCCCUGAUGCUUUGCAGCAAUGAAAAUCCCAAGAUUUUCCUAAGGUUUUCAUAACCUUCCUAAGAUUUUCAUAGUCAUCUUUACUCAAACACCAGCAUCAGUCACACUGUGGACCUGAUCUCCAGCUUCAGUGAGUGCUUUGUAGUUCACUGGGAUGUUUCACUCUGGCUCCUUGGCUCCCAAGCCAUAACAAAUGAUCACCUUCCUUAUGCAGUGAGGAUUUAUGGACUGUAAUAGUAUGGAUUCACUUGAGGAGAAGAUGAGUGGAAGGUCUGGUACAUUGUCACUGUGUAAGUGCUUUGAUGUAUUAGAUUUGCAAUUGCCCAACGUCACUCUGCUCAUCAGUUCCUUCAUUUUGGUGCUUCUCCCAGUGGGGUCUGGGCUGGAAGGUCAGUGCUGGGCUGGAUUUUCCAUUGCUCUUCCAGAAGCUGCUGUGUGGUGCCUGGAGCAGCUCUGCAGGACAGUAAAUUGCUUCACCAGUCUGGAGUCCCAGAUGCAGUGGAUCAGGGGAAGUACAAAUGUGUUGGUUCUCAUCUCAGGGUACUCACUUAGCAGAAAAUAGCAGAUAUUGUCAUUGAAUUGCACAUCAGAGACUGAAGCAUGGCCCAAGAUUCAGGAAAUGAAAGUAUGACUGCAGACAGAUAUAGUGCACACCUCAACUGCAGAAGAAGCAAUUCCUUCUGCAUUCAAAUGCUGAACUGUCUGAGCAAUGCUUGAGAAACCCACUCUGUGCACCAGCUUUAGCCAACAAGUGCUGCAAUCAGCUCUUCCCCAUCCUCAGCAAAGCCAGAGAUGUUACCUAAAGAGAAAAAUUACUAACUAUGACAGCAGACAAGUUUUCUCCAUUUGGUAGGACCUCUAUUAUAAAACCUACAAACUUAAUUUCUUUUUCUAUGUAUUUUUUUAAACCAGUGUUUUCCUGCCAGUAACCAAGGAGGGGUAGAAAUUCCUACUCAGUGUCCUGGAUGUCUGCAGCAGCAGCCAUGGUGCCCCAUGGGAUAAUGCUGUCACCUCAAAGUGGUGCUGGCAGGAAGGGCAGGGCAGUAAAAGGGGCAUCCCUUUUAUCAUUAACUUUGUUCUGUGCAAUCCCUGUGUACAGGGUCCCUCUUGAACAGAGGGAGGAGAGGGGCUGAAGAGCCAGCAGCUCCUGCUGAGGUCUGAUCAGGUGCAGCUGCAUCAGCUCCCAGCUCCUGUAAGUAACACAAGAUGAGAUACAAACUGUUGGGUGAAGGAUGUUGGGCUGGAGCUGAACCUGGACACAGCUUUUCUGGAUGAUUUGAAGAGAAUUUGAUGAAGUCACAGACAUGAUACAGAACUACUGUGACCUGAAAACACAAACUUGAUUGCUCAACUCCACCUGUGUGGUAGGAGCCUGCUUUGCUUACUGACACUCAGUUCAGUUGCCAUCCACAGUUCACACGUGCCACCAGGGAUGGAUGUUUAAGGACUGUCCCCUUCUGACUGCCUGGCCUCAGGCUGUUUACACCUCAAAACUUGGCUUGGGAAACAGCAUUUUAUGAAAUACAGCAGCGUAGAACAGGAUCGUAUCAAACAUUUCCUCCCAUUUCACACUGGUUUUGGCAUUACAUUCUGUAUUGAGUGCUUUAGUAUUUUUAGUUAUCUGUGGCCUGGGUCCAAGACUAAAAGCUCACUAAAAGCUCGUGGGCUGACAGCUUGUGUGCCUCUGGCCCAACACAGGCAUCAAGUAAUGCUUCUCCAUGUGAGACAAAGCUUUCCUACAGGUCAGUCCUAGAAUGCAAAAAACACUCCCAGGAGUUUAAAUGCAACACUCAGCCUCCAGUUCCACCUGCAAGAUGCAUUUCUUUGCCUUCUCAAGCAUAAAAACACAGCAGCAAAGCAAACGUAUGUGAAAUGACCAAAACAAGGCAUUCAACACCAUUCCCCCUCUGGGAGGAAGAGGAGAAGAUAAAGAGGUGAGUCAUGUUGUUUACUGCUCUACAGGAAAAUGGGUAAUGGUUGGCAACAUCACUGAUGAAUGAGAUUGGGCAACCUGAACAGCCUAGAAAUGAACUUGCUUCUUUUCUCAUUAUGUUCUGCAAAUACAUUUUGGUGGCAGAUUAUGUGCAAAGCAUGUACCAGCAAGUAUUUUAAUUGAAUGAUUUGUCAUCAUAGAAUAUUUUUUAAGAUGCUAUCUAGAUUUGCUUCAGGUGUUUUAAAAAAAGAAUCCAAGUACUUUCUUUUAAGGACAUGCCCAGUCAAUCCCUGUCUCCAAGAUUUAUGAAUAGCAACAGAGCUAAUAAAUACCUGCAUUGCACUGUGGUAAAGUUCUGCAUAGUGUUUGCUAAAAUUCAGUCAUGACUCUGUAGGACUGGGCUGUGCUCCAUUAUCUUCUGGUUUUUUUAAACCUCAGGACCUACUUAUUUUCAUUGCUGGCUAAGCAUAGGCAAAAUGUUUAUUUAGAAUUUUGCAUUGCAGGGAAAUUUACUUGCUUUCUUUCUCCUUGGCUGUUUUACAGAAAGAAUACAAAACAGAGCAGUCAUAACCCCCUACAUGCUCUUUUUAUGGGCUGAUUCAAUUUUUAAAAAGGCAAAGAAAAGUUUAUCUUGUGCUAGUAAAGUACAGUUGCAGGCCUGUGGCCUAAAGUAAUGUAGUGAUGUGGUGGAAAGAGAGGAGGCAGAAACUGCAAUACUCUGGGACAGUUCUCCUCUUCCCAUUCCUUUUAUCCUGCAGUACACGGGGUGUGAAGGUACGAACAACAUCCUUGGUGCUGGAGCUGUGUGGGAUGUUUGUCUGCAGGGCUGGAGCUCUGGGGCUGUGCUUGGUGUCACAGGGACAGUCCCAGGAGGAGCUGGUGCUUUGUGAAUGCUCUGGGGAAGGUGCUGGUGCGAGAUGCCUGCAGCUGCCUCUGCUGUGCAGGUGCAGAACAGGAACUGUAUCUCAGUGCAGUUCAGUAAAUCAUUCUGGGGAGUGAAACAAGGCUGUAAAUUCCAGAGCAUCCUAUAAUUAUGUGGCUCAGUUCAAUGUCAUCUUCAUGUGGGUGCAGUGCCCAGCACUGCUCUCAGCACCACUAAGGUUGUGCAGCUGCAGAGGUUUUUAGACAUAAAUAUCAGGACCAGUUAUAGUUUUGAUAUUUUAGUCAUAGAUACACCACCAGGUUGGGAGAGAUCUCAAGGAUCAUCUGGUCCAACCUUUCUUGCCAAAAACAGGGGCUAGGCAAGGUGGCCCUGCACCCUGUCCAGCUGAAUCUUAGAAGUGGCCAGUGUUGGGAGCUCUAACAUUGCCUGGGGAGAUUAUUCCAAUGACUGAUGCAAUUGUGAAAAAUUUGUUUUGCCUUUCAUUCUUAUGGCUUGUGGAUACCUGAGUUUCCAUUCUGUGCUGCUGGCUGGGCUCAUCACCGAUACAAAUAAAUGUUGGUAUUUGUAAGGAACAGCAGGAAUUCCUUAGCUACAGCUCUGCUGUUGUCUGAUCUGUCACACACACACAUACAUAAAGAAAAGCAUAUAUAAAUAUACAUAAAACAUCUGGGUGUAUACUCACACACAGUGGUAACAGGUUCUGGAGCCAAAGCUUUCUGAAAAGUUAUAAGAACUGCUUGAAUUAUUUAUUAAAUUCAGGACUUGAAAAAGGCAAUAUACUUUAAAAAGAAAAGAAAGCUUUGAUGAUGGUUGAGGAAAAUGCAGAGGUUAAAGGCCUUUGCUAGUGGUUUGCAGUAGGCUCACACUGCAGGACUGUGCAGUUUGUAAUCUUCUAGAAGAAAUCCCAAGGCAAACAGGCAAUCUAGCAAGAGCCCUUCAGUGGCAUAACCUCACAAAAAUGCAGUUUUGUGCUCUAGAUUUGAAGGGCAUCAGUUUUCACUCUGGACUAGCAGAGCUGUGCCUCAGUGGGACAGUGCCUGGGAUGGCUCUGUCCUGCUCAGAAAACAGUUUUGGAGUGAUUCAUCUUUUCCCCCCUUGAAUUCUUGCCUUGUCUGCCUCCCUCAAUCUGCUUUCCCAGCAUGAAUCCUGGAUUGCACAGGCAGCUCCUGCUAAUGUGGCAGCAGUGUGAGCAAAAGAUGCUGAAAAGGUGAAGUUUCUCUGUCAUGGAGCAGUGAGAGCCCUGGCAAAAGUGCAGCGAGGGAGCAAAGGGAGGCUGGGAAAUUGCUCGGUGUGUGGUGAAUCCAACAUUUACUGCUGUGUGCAGAGCUCUUGAAAUGCCUUCUUGGAAAGAAAGACAAAUGUUUUGUAGGGAGUGGUGCUGCAAAGAGCAGGUUUAUGAAGUUUCUGGUGCUUGUUUUCCAGCCAGGACAGAGGAGGGCUGGGGGCUCUCUGUGCAGGCUCCGUGUGGCUGGGCCCCUCUUGCUGAGUAAGCAAAUACCUCGGUGCUGUGGGAACACAGAAAGGGCUUUGCACAAAGGAUUUCUUCAUUAUAAACUCCUCUCUGCAGCUUUUACUUAGCAAAGUGUCAGAGCAGAGUGGAUGUUGUAAUGAAUCAGUUGCUAGCAUGAAAAUACAGGUAUUUCUUUUGCUUAAAAAAGAUGCUUUAGCAGAGUACAUUUAGACUGUUCUCUUUAUCACAAAGCAUUAACUUUUCAUUUCAUACCAAGAAUUCCACAGCCCUGAACCCUUAUCCCAGAACAGGUUUAAAUGCAAGAUAAUCUGCAAAGGAUGGUUAGCAUAAAUUAUAUUCUUCAAAGUUAAAUGCUAUAUAAAAGGAAAAGUUAAUCCUUGAAGCUAAUUUUUAUUCUGGGUAUUAAGUCAAGAAGGGCUCUUCUGAACAGAUUUUAUUCAUGUGUUUUAUAGGUUAUCAACUAGAAUGUGUGCUUUCAACAAAAAUGUGGUAUUUCUAACAAACUGUUUGUAAUCAGCCAGCAUCCACUUUUUUCCUAAAUCCUUUUAAUCCAGGAUUUAACUGCUGAGAGACUCUGUACAUUUAGUUUCAGCCAUCUUGUUAUUUAUUUCACCGGCAGCCUGACUCAAAAGAAUUUUCAUCUUUACCAGGAUUGCACAAGGACAGGAAAUGUUGAAGUCCUGAAACUGUGGCAACUGAAGUAAAUUCAGGUAUUUCAUAAUCCCUCAGCCCAGAAAUGUACCCUGGAAAGGGAGACUGUCAGCCUUCCAAAGACAGAAUUACUUUCAGCCCUGGGAAGCUGCAAGACCAUAGGAGCUUUUAAACCCUUAUGUGGCUCAUGCUCCUUAGAAAGAAAUGCUCUGGGCUGGGUUGGUUUGUUUAUGUAUGAUUCUACCCCAGAUUUACAUAAUGAACUGGCAACAAGUAAUAAGGACUACCAUCCUUAAAUGUAAAAUGAUUAAAGUGGUAAUUCCUGUAGCAUGCAUGAAUUUUUAAGCACAAAGGUCUGUAUAAAACUGAGUAUUCCUUACUUGUCAUUAUAUCUCUGGCUUCAGGUUUGUAGGAGUUUCCCUCUCAUGGAGACAAAAUCCAUUUCCUUCUCUAACCUACAAGUGGAACCCAAGCACAUCCUUGCUGUGCCUCCUGAGUGCAGUUUCUGCAGCAGCUCUUGCUCUGCAGGGACAGCAGGGAUGUGCUGGCACUGCCCUGGGACGUGUGGGUUUCACACUCAGUGUCCCUUGUGCUGCUGAAAUGGAGCCUGGUGAUCCCUCAGCCCUGCUGGGUCUGUGCCAGGGCUGCUGUGCCACUUCCAGCUCUAGGUUACAAAUGCCAUCACUGCACUGAGUGUUCCCAGCACACUGCACAGGCCCUAUGAAAAUGCUUCAAAGCAACAGCUCUUGAGGGCUGUCGAGCACCUCCAACCUCAGGGACUUGCACACAGUAGCUGUAAGAGGCUUUUUUUGUUUGUUUUUCCAUUCAAACUCCUUUGCAGACAUUUUUCUAUGGACCUGCCUACCCUGGCAGAAGAAGGGCUUUGGGUGAACAGGUCCAGGUGAGUCAGAGCAAAGUCCUUCCCCUCACUGAGCUGCAGGAGACUCCAGCUGGGAACAGCUGGGCUGUGCUGGACUGUCUUAAUGUGUUUGAAGUGCAAGUAAUUUGUUAGACACCUCUAAGACAGGAGGUAAAUGUAUCUUCAUCUUAUAGAUGGUGGAAAUACAACACGGAUCUGCUUCCACAAUCAGCUAAAAUUCAGGUUAUGCAUUAUUUUGCAUUAAAUUUAGAUCAAUUCUUCUUUGAAUUAGACAUCACCCAGAACAGUAUUGUACCUAAAAACUUUAAAAAUAAAUUGAUUUAUUUGUUGUAUUUACACAUUUGUCUUUAAGCUAAAAUUUGAACUUUUUUUGAAUGUUCUUUUGUCAUCAGCUCCAGUUUUAGCCCUUCACACUUUAUUUUGCUAUUUAACAAGUAUUUUAAUGAAAGUAAUUUCUUCCCUUAGUCCAGUCAGUAUCCGUGUUCAAAGUUCAGCUGCUAGGAAACAUUCAGCUCAGAAAUUCAUGACUUCCUACUUAUUUUAAAUCUUUCUUAAUCAAGUCUUGUAAUAAAUAAAGACUAAUACCACCAUGACAACACUGUUUUUUUUCAAAUUGUUCAUUUGCCAGUUUUAACAAGAUAAAGAAAUGAAUACUUAAUGUGGACAUUGUUUUACCAAAAAAAAAAAAAACCAAAAAAAAGAACCCAACCCCUGAAACAAACAGACAAAAAGGAGGACACAAAGGAACACACAUGGAAUGAUGAAAAGGAACAAUGAUAUUGCACAACUUCAGGUCUCUCUUCCCAGAUUUUGAUCCAUGUAAUUAGGUAUGUAUGAAUUCAGCAAAACGUUGUUUCCAGAUAAAUGUGUGGCCAUUUGAAUGAACCUAGAAUUGCAGAGUGUUUUCAGUUCCUUGUGACUGCUCCUUGGAGUUCUUCUCUAAGGGAGCAGGGUGCUGUCAGCUGCAGGAAUAACAAACAAACACUGACUCUCCAUUGUGCUGACCAGUUCUCCAUAACCCACAGAAUCACAAUUCUCCUCUACUGUAAAUGCACUAAGUCCUCAAAGGACCUGGGUCUUUAAACACAACUUGUUGGAUCAAGAACUCAAACUAUAGCUGAAACAUAAUCAAAAAACAUCCCCCAGUUUGCUGUGGUUAACUUGAGAUUGUUUCAUUUCAUGAGACCAGGGCUUCUCACUGUGUCAGGGUGGCACUGAAUGCAUAGAAGUCACAGUAGAUACAUUAAGGGAGUGGGGGAGAAGAAAAAAGGAAAAAAGCUAAGUGGCAAAAGGUCUUUACAGCUACAAUCUUUCCUGGAGCCUCUCUUAACAAGCACAUACUGUUUGCUACAGAAAUCAGGGAAUUGUGUCAUUCUGGCUAUAGCAGGACUGUUUGCCUCUCCACUGCUACCCUGACACUCUGUGUUUAUAUAAACUUUGCAUUUAUGUGCAGAACAAAGUCUGUUUUUCUCCUCUCUGCGUUCAUUCCUGUUUGGUGGACUGAUGUGUCAGCCAGCAGGGCUCAACAGAUACAUUUAAUACAGGAGACUGAGAUACAGUAUGUUUAUUCUUAACUUCUGAUAACCUAAGAACUACAAGAACGAGAGAUGCAGUAUCCAUUUGCUAUGAUCCAAGACAACCAUUUUUAGGGAGAAAAAAGUAGAAUAAGUGAUCAAUGCUAACACUACAUUAGUUCCAAAUAUAAUUUUUUUUUUCAGUUAUGGCAGCUUAACUAUUUAUUGUUCAUCUGGCCCACUUUUAAUCUGAUCAAGUUAAAGGUCACAUAUUAAAGUUUAAGGACUGUUAUUUCACCAAAACUGAAGGAAGUUAUAAAAAAACCAUGAAACCACAGUUUCACUGCAGGACUUGUGUCAUAUCUUCAUAAUCUGCAUCACUUGUAGAAAAGGGAUAAUGCAUCUCAGUUUGCUUACAAGCUAGGAGAUCACUUUUGAAGUCUGCAUAUUCCUAACUGCAAACAAAAUAUAGCACUUUUAACAGGUUAUAAAUAAACUGGUUUUCAAGCAUAGAGCCAGCCCAACAAUAACAAUACACUAUUAAAAAGACCUAAGGCAAUGAAUUCCAUCUCCAAUAAAAAAAAAAAAAAAAGAAAAAGAAAAA